AUGCUUAAGCUCUUAGCGCUUAAUGGAUUUUUACUCACCCUGAGCUUAUCGUCAGCUAUCAGCAUCCAUGAACCCGUAAUGUGUGACUUGUUCGAAGAAGCUACAAGUCUUCAUUGUGCCGCUCCUUUGGUAGAAUAUGCUGAUCUAGCUUAUCGCACUCUUCAUCCUCCACUCAGUACCAUAGGAGAUUUAUGUCAUCAAUAUGAAAAAUAUCUGAUAUGUACGGCUGGAGUUAGAAGUGAAUGCAGACGUUCUCGAGCACCAAAUGUGGAGAGAAUGUAUGAACUGAUGUGUGAAGAGAAGUAUCUGAGCAUUGUACGCGAAGAAAAACACUGCUUGGUAGAGCUCGAAAGUGAUGAAUUGUUAAAAGAAUGUUUUGUUAAUCGUACAAAUAUCUUACGUGAUGAAGAGGUGAUAGAAUCAAUCGGAGACAGUACUCAUCCUCCGGUUAGUUAUGAAUGUAGCGUAAUCCAAGCUUAUGUCGAUUGUUUAUUGGAACGUGACACAAAUGAAUGUUCCGAUGCUGUAAAGGUCGAAGUAUCAUUGUUGUCACUUAUGGCUAUUAGAGAUGGCUCCGAAUGCCAACUAAUCACAGAUGGAAGUCGAUCGCGUCCGAAAGCUGAGCCCCAAGAAGUUUGUGAUAAGCAUGGACUCUGUGUCUGCCGUUCGCAAGGGUACAUUUACGAUGCGUCAAUUUCAAAAUGCGUUGAUAUAAAUGAGUGUGAUUCACCUACCAAUGGGUGCUCUCAAAUGUGUGAGAACCUACCAGGAUCAUAUGAGUGUACUUGUGAUCAAAAGUUCUAUCAUCUGGCUCAAGAUAACAAGACGUGUAAUCGAAAUGAUGCUGAUCCUCUUUGGCUUUUCUUCGCUCAUGGUCAAUCUAUCUGGAAUAUCUCAUCUGAUGGAAAGACUUUCCAACUUCAAAGAGCUGGGCUUCAGAAGACAGCUAUGUUGGAUAUCGAUGUUUAUGAGAAAAGAAUUUACUAUGCUGACAUUGGGGCUAAUGCUAUCGAAAGGAUGAACAUGGAGGGCACCUUCCCUCAAGUUAUUCAGAGAAUGGAAGUUGAUGGAGUCGAAGGAAUUGCUGUUGACUGGAUGGGCCGAAAUCUUUACUCUUUGCGAAGAAACGAUAUUCUUGUUCAAACUCUUGACGGAAGAUAUAGACGGGCAGUUUACAGCAAUGUGAUGAAACUCCCUCGAGCUAUUGCUCUGCAUCCACAGAUGGGAAAGAUGUUUGUAUCUGACUGGAGUUCAUCCGCUUUCAUCGCUGUUGCAAAUAUGGAUGGAACUUCUUUCAAGAAGAUUAUCACCGAACGGGUUACUUGGCCCAACACAUUGACAGUCGAUAUUUACGCGGACAAGUUCUAUUGGGCUGAUGCCUUCCUGGACGUCAUUGAAGUCGCUAAUUUGGAUGGAAGUGGUCGUCGUGUAAUUAUCUCAGACUCUGGUUCUGUCCCACAUGUCUUUGGUAUGGCUGUCGCAGACGAUCAUCUAUACUGGACUGAUUGGACUUACAGAGGAUUGCUCCGUGCCGACAAAUUGACGGGAGACAAUAUCACUGUAUUGGCACAAACAGCUCUCCUUCCCUAUUCACUUAAAGUGUUCCAUCAAAGUGUUCAGCCAGCAGAGCCAACAUCUUGUGGUACGAAGGGUUGCACGCAACUCUGUCUUUUGGGACCUAAUGAGGCUGCUACUUGCGCAUGCGGAGAAGGCUUCGAACUUACUGACGAUGGAAAGACUUGUAUCUCCAACUGCUCCUCAUCACAAAUCGAAUGUGGAGGCACAGAUCCAAAAUGCAUUUCCAAAUUAUACUUAUGCGAUGGGAUCGCUCAUUGCGCAAAUCAUGCUGAUGAAACAAGAUGUCCUGCGAGAUUUUGCUUACCGGGCCGAUUCCAAUGUCACGACAAUAAGAGUUGUGCUCCACCUGGUGGAUUGUGUAAUGGCGUCCAUGAUUGUGCCGACUCUUCUGAUGAAAUAUAUUGCGAACAGAAAGUCCAUCUAAUCCAUGCUUCUCUUUAA
Messenger RNA from Auanema sp. JU1783, 2019 nucleotides. The record is from the annotation of a GenBank genome assembly. Lineage: Eukaryota; Metazoa; Nematoda; Chromadorea; Rhabditida; Rhabditidae.